AGUCGAUAAUUUGUUUCCGUCGAGUACGGAACAAACGGAGUUUACUUCACCAUUUUCAUUAUUUAAAAAAUUAACAAUUUAAAGUGCUCAUAAAUAAUUUAAAAUUCAAUUCUAUGAUAAUUAGUGCUGUGAAAUUUAAAACAGUAUGAAAGUUCGAGCCAUUUUUAAUGUAUAAGAAAUGGAAUAAUAACUAAAAAAUUAAGGUUGAUCUGAUACUUUAUUAACAAGUGAACUCAGUUAUUACGGUGACGAAAACUACUUAUUGGUUGACUGAAAACCUUUUUGUUUCUCAUCAAUCGGUCACAUUAAAAUCGAUAACAAAAUGGAACUUUUUUUGAGAGCAUACACGCUUCUCAAUAAGCUUGUAAAUUUUCUGUUAACGCCGUUUUUAAUUUUAAUUUUUGACUUCAACAAAAGCAAGACUGAAAGCUUACCAAAUAUUGACAAUCCAAUAUUAGAAAUAUGCGCAGUAGAUUUAGCUGAGAAGAUCAGGAAUAAAGAAAUAUCAUCCGAAAAAGUUGUGUAUGAAUAUAUCAACCGAAUAAAGAAAAUUGAGCCUUUUAUUAAUGCUGUUAUUGAGGAUCGCUUUGAAGAUGCCAUUAAUGAUGCAAAGAGAGCUGAUAAAGUUAUUGCUGAAACGUCUCCAAUUUACGUCGUUAGAAACUUCCCAUUACUUGGUGUGCCAUUUACUGUCAAAGAAAGUAUAGGCUUAAAAGGUUGUUCAUAUGUGGGAGGAUCAAUUGCAAGAAUUGGAACAAAAGCCACGAGAGAUGCUGUCGUUGUACAAAAAUUAAAAUCAGCUGGAGCAAUUCCUUUGCUUGUUUCUAACACACCGGAAUAUUGUACAAGUUGGGAGUGUAAUAAUUUAGUCUUUGGUAGAACAUUAAAUCCAUACAAUUCAGGAAGAACAAGUGGAGGUUCGUCAGGUGGAGAAGGUGCUUUGAAUGGGGCAGGUGCAACAGUGUUUGGCAUCGGUUCUGAUGUUGCUGGUUCAAUAAGAGUUCCAUCAAUGUUUAAUGGCAUAUUUGGACACAAACCAACAGCAGGGUUGGUGAGCCUUGACUCUCAUUUCCCAAGCUCUUCGGAUAAAAAUUUUAACAAUUAUUUAACAAUCGGUCCUAUGUGUCGGUAUGCAAAAGAUUUGCCAACAUUGAUGUAUCUGAUGGCUGAAGAAGAAUUUCAACCAUUGCUAAGACUCGACCAACCCCUUCACACAAAAGACAUCAAAAUUUACUAUUUAACAUCAGCUGGUUUCUCAUUUUGCUUGUGGAAUGUUGAGCAUUCAAUUCAAGUUAAAUUGCUGGAAGCGGUUUCUCAUUUCAAAUCAAAUGGACUUCAUUGUGAACAAGGGGAUUUUUUUUGUGACUUAACCGAGACUUUAGAAAUCUCAAUUGCAACAUUCUUCGACAUGGAAGACAUUCCAGACUUGCUGUCGAAUACUAAAAUGAGUAAACCGAAAGACUUGCUAAGCGAGUUGGGAAAAUCAAUAAUUGGACGUUCGGAAUACUCGUUUUACGGUCUCUUCUUUAGAGCGCUUCAUGCAACUAAAAACAUUUUGAUACGCCCUUCCAAGAAGGAUUACUAUAUAAAUCGCGGUAUUGAGUUAAAGCAAAAAAUGCUCGAUAAGCUCGGUACAGACGGUGUUUUGUUUUAUCCAACAUUCCCUCAAGCUGCUAUGAGGCAUUGUGAAAGUCCUACAAAAAUGAGCGGUGUCAUGUACACGAUGUUCUUCAAUUUGAUGGGCUUUCCAUCCACCCAUGUACCAAUGGGAAAAGAUGCGAACGGUCUUCCAAUUGGAUUUCAGGUUAUUGCGGCGCCGUAUCAAGAUCGAAAUUGCUUUGCGAUCGCUAGAGAGUUGGAAGCAGCUUUUGGCGGAUGGAAACUUUGACGCCCUUUUAUUUUUGUAUUUCUCUUUUUUUAUCAAGCAGUUAAAAAAACUUUUGAGUUAAUUUUAUUCGCAACAAGACAACAAUUCAAUGUAGUAGAACAGUAAAUUUUAUAGCUUCUGUGGCUCCCCAAGUGAUAUAAAUAAAUCACCAGGAAGAACUAAUUUUUAAUUUAUAUUAAGCUUCUCGACAAUAAAGUUCAAAAGCUCUAAACAUAUUGUAUUGGUUGCGAAUAAAAAUUAAGACCCAAUUUUCUUUUUUUCAUUAAAUUCCAUUGCAUUUUUUAACAUUCUUUUCAG
Messenger RNA from Clunio marinus, 2185 nucleotides. The record is from the annotation of a GenBank genome assembly. Lineage: Eukaryota; Metazoa; Arthropoda; Insecta; Diptera; Chironomidae.